This is a messenger RNA of Cutaneotrichosporon cavernicola, 1245 nucleotides long. RefSeq lists its product as uncharacterized. NCBI's taxonomy places the organism in Eukaryota, Fungi, Basidiomycota, Tremellomycetes, Trichosporonales, Trichosporonaceae. Bases 1 to 1245 code for a protein of 414 amino acids. The record is from RefSeq and is a predicted model, not a curated record. The transcript has a single exon.
AUGCCCGUAGUCAUCGACGUUGCCUUCUUCCCUCACAUCCUCGACGAGAUCAUCGCCAGCGCAGACACAUCAGCGCUCAUCAGUCUCCGUGCGACUUCAUCAACUCUGCGCACGCGCUGCGAUGCAAAGCUCGCAAGACAUUUAGUUUGGAUGGACGGUGACCUCGUUAUCGCACCCUCACGUCAUUCCCGCACUCUCGCGGCUGAAGCUCUCUCUUCUCUCAAGAAGGAAUGUGUCAAGAUCCCCGUUCUCCGCCACGGAACAGUCCCCAUCUUCGAGAAAUCGGCCUUCCUCGUACAAAAGACCAACAUCCCGUACCGAUUCAACAUGGGCCACGAGAACUACCUCAAUUAUCUCGAAUCCCUCACUCCAGGGGGGGUCAAAGACAUACGGGAGGAUCAUGUCCGGCGCAGUCCCUUCAACCACUCCCUCACAUUUACCGAGUGCGAAGACUACUACGCCGCAUUCCAGUCCCUGAUCGAGAAGACUCAGGUUCUCGACAUACGCCACUCCAUCCUGGUUCGUCGGCAAAGCACCACCCUUCCCGGGAUCCUCUACGUGGACAAGCGCCUCCCAGUGCUGCGAAUAUGGACUGUACCUCGCUUGUCCCCAGAACGAUCGUACAUCCGCCGCAACGGGAAGCUGGAGAUGAGCGCCGACACCAUUGUCCUGUGUUGCAGCACCCCGCUCCUCCAGCCGCUAGGCUCCCCACUCCUGCCAAUCAGUCCCUGUCGGUCCACACUCGCCCACCGUCCACCCUUAUGCUACGAACCAGCCGCUCUGCCAACUCUCGACUUUGCACCUCCGAAACGUCUCAUCAUCCACAUCGGCAACACGAUUGAGAGCGGGAUCCAUUUCCACCACUUCUCCAGUCUCUGUUCUGAACCCAAUCUUCCUGCCACUGAGGAAAUCGUCUACGUCGCCCACUCGUUCAAGACCUUUAUACCUAGCGACUUGCUCUGCCUCUUUCCCUUCUGGUACGACGGUGACAUGGACGGAGGCCACCUCAAAAUUACAGUCGUCAACCCCACAUCGUCAAUACCCACGACCGUGUUGGAGAGGCUUCGGAUUCCCUUCGGAUGGAUGAUCGACCCGCUCCCUGUGGGCGAGCUCCUCAAGCGUUUCAUCAACAGGAUGGGGGUCCCGGGAAUCAUUGAGAAGCACUACCGCUUCAUCUCCUUCGAGGAGUGGGAGGAGGAGCUUGGGCCCGAGCGGUUUGCGAUCGAGAUGGGAGAGCCGCUGUGA